Messenger RNA from Perognathus longimembris pacificus (Pacific pocket mouse), 1369 nucleotides. It is a transcript of the gene Pnp, whose product is annotated as purine nucleoside phosphorylase. The record is from RefSeq and is a predicted model, not a curated record. Gene Ontology annotation, cellular component: cytoplasm. Lineage: Eukaryota; Metazoa; Chordata; Mammalia; Rodentia; Heteromyidae. Bases 130 to 990 code for a protein of 286 amino acids. The transcript has 6 exons. Gene Ontology annotation, biological process: nucleoside metabolic process. Gene Ontology annotation, molecular function: purine-nucleoside phosphorylase activity.
GGACUAUAAACCUGCGCCCGGAGGUCGGAACCCGAACUGUGGACCAGCCCCAGCAGCCUUACGGCUAGUCCCCGCGCAGCCUAUCCCUGCGCAGCGAUAGGCACUCGAGCGAGCCGCUUCUGCCCGGACAUGGAGAAUCGAUUCACAUAUGAAGAUUAUCAGAACACUGCAGAAUGGCUUCUCUCUCAUACCAAGCACCGACCUCAAGUGGCAGUGAUCUGUGGCUCUGGGUUAGGAGGUCUGACUGAUAAACUAACUGAGGCUCAGACUUUUGAGUACACUGAGAUACCCAACUUUCCCCAAAGCACAGUGCCAGGUCAUGCUGGCCGACUGGUGUUUGGAAUCCUGAAUGGCAGAACUUGCGUGAUGAUGAAGGGCAGGUUUCACAUGUAUGAAGGCUAUCCACUCUGGAAGGUGACAUUCCCAAUAAGGGUUUUCCGGCUCCUGGGUGUGGAUACCUUGGUGGUCACAAAUGCAGCUGGAGGGCUCAACCCCAAGUUUGAGGUUGGAGAUAUCAUGCUGAUCCGUGAUCACAUCAACUUUCCUGGUUUCUGUGGUCAGAACCCCCUCCAAGGGCCUAAUGAUGAACGGUUUGGAGUUCGUUUCCCUGCCAUGUCUGAUGCUUAUGACCGGGAUAUGAGGCAAAAGGCUCUGAGUGCCUGGAAACAAAUGGGGGAGCAGCGAGAGCUCCAGGAAGGGACCUAUGUGAUGUUGGCAGGCCCCAGCUUUGAGACCAUUGCCGAGUGUCGCCUGCUGCAGAGCCUGGGGGCAGAUGCUGUUGGGAUGAGCACAGUGCCAGAAGUCAUAGUGGCCCGACACUGUGGACUUCGAGUCUUUGGCUUCUCACUCAUCACUAACAAGGUCAUCAUGGAUUAUGAAAAUCUGGAGAAGGCCAAUCACGAGGAAGUGCUGGAGGCUGGGAAACAAGCUGCACAGAAAUUGGAGCAGUUUGUCUUCUUACUUAUGGCCAGCAUUCCUCUUACCAGCUGACAGCUCUGGAGGGGUUUGGUGCUUCCCUCACUGGAUCCAAGUAGCUACCACCUGUUCUGGCCCCUUGCUGGGGUUGUGUGCCUCUUCCUUUAGGCAGGAGAGAUGAGGACCAUAGCCCUGACAUUCCCUUCCCCACUUGCCCUCCCUAGUCAUUCCAGGACCUCAUCCUCUUGCACAGUUGCCUUCUCAGCAGUUUUUGAACCUUUGUCCUGUAACAGCUGAGCCUACCACACCUAGGAUCACCCCACAAACUUCUAGCUUUGUGCCCUCUGAUCCUGAGUGACUCAAUUCUACUCCACUGGACCAAACAAAGAUCAGUCCAAUGCCUUUUGGACUUUUAUUUAGCACUGUCAUGUUUUGAAUAAAAAGAUGAAAUGUU